UAUAUCGAAAGCAUGUAACCAAAAAAAUUUCGUACAAAUUAUUUCCAUAUAUUCAUUCUGUAUACUAAUAUACACACGCGUUUCAUUUAGUUUACCUUCAGUCUCUGAAGACGAUAACUUGGUUAUAGAAACGCCCGUCAGACAGUGUAAUAGUAGUUUUGGUGUAGUGGUAGUGUGUUUAGUAUUAGUGGCUUCAACAAGAGUUAUAUGAAGCUUCAAAUCUAAAAGGAACUUCACAAACCAUGACGAAUGUUUCAAGAAAUGCUAGAAUUCGGGCUGAUAAUGCUCCGCAACUGAGCAGGCAACCCGUGUAAUUAGAUUAAGAUUCUCACGAGAACAUGAGUCCAGAUUUUGUCUAAGUACUUCAGAUCUGAGAAAACCUGUUUGUAGAAGAAUUGAUGAGAGGCUGAAUAUAACGCAGCUGAUGUUAUAGUAAUGACCGUUAUUAGAUGUUUAGCAGUGUUAUAUUCUUAUUAUCAGUUUUGCAAAUUACAGAAAUUGGGUUCAAAAUAUAUACUGGGAAUAGCGGGGUUAUUCACAGUAUGUUCUAGUUUUAUAUUUACUUCAACAGUAUUAAAAAUUCUUCGUAUCAACGUCGCCGAUCUUAAAGAUGCAUUAUUCUUUUUCUUACUACUAAUUGACUUAUCCAAAGCAGCCAUGCUAGCACAAUUUGCUUUGAAUGCUUCAAAUCAGAACGAAGUAAAAACAAACAUUGCGAAAGGAAUGGCACUUUUAGGACCUACUAUUACUUUGGAUACUAUAGUCGAAACGUUGGUAAUUGGUGUUGGAACGUUGUCUGGAGUACAUCGGUUAGAAAUGCUGUCAUAUUUUGCUUGCUUAUCAGUUCUAGUUAAUUACAUGGUUUUUAUGACGUUUUAUCCGGCAUGUCUUUCUCUCACAUUAGAGUUGUCUCGAAGUACUGGAAUGUAUUCCAACAAGCAAAGUCUAAUUGCUAAAGCUUUUCGUGAAGAGGAUCAUAAAUCAAAUCCCGUUGUACAACGGGUGAAAUUGAUAAUGUCAGCAGGCUUAAUGUUAGUCCAUGCGCACAGUCGUUGGCCAUUCAAAGAAGAGGAUACUGAUGAUAUUGGAUCAUUAGUUGUGGAACAACAUAUCACUCUAAAUCGAACAGAAGAAAAUGCUUUACAUGGAUAUAUUAUGAAAUGGAUGACUCUAAGUGCUGACCAUAUAGUGAUAUUGGUAUUGUUGCUUGCCUUGGUAGUAAAAUUUAUCUUCUUUGAAAACAAAGAAGAGUUUACCGAAAAAAUCAAAGUGUCCAUGUCAGAAAACUUGGAAACAGACACAAAUAGCGAAUUCGUCAAGCUUAAUGAGAAACUCCAGAGCAAGUAUUUACCUCAGACUCACAUUUUCAGACCUGAAACAUUUAUUUUGGGUAGGAGUGAUAGUGAUGAAAAAUCAAGCUCUUUCAGUGAUGAUGUAGAGUAUGAAGACAAAUCAGUACAAACCUCAUUCUGUCAAAUAGAUUCUAGUCAGCUCUUGAACGACGAUAUCAACGAAAGCGAACUGUGUAGAAGUUUAGAAGAAUGUUUGUCCAUAUAUAAUGAUUCCGAUUUGGGUGCUGUCACCCUUACAGACGAAGAAGUAAUUCUGUUAGUACAAAAUAAACAUAUUCCUGGAUAUCAGAUAGAGAAAGCCGUCGAUAAUCCGGAAAGGGGCGUUAGGAUAAGAAGAAAAAUGUUGGCUAAAGACGCAAAUUUCAAAAAUCACUUAUUAGAUUUACCAUUUAAAAACUACGAUUACAGUAAGGUUAUGGGAGCUUGCUGUGAAAAUGUUAUUGGUUACAUGCCAAUACCUGUAGGAUAUGCGGGACCUUUAUUAUUGGACACUCAAGAAUUGUACGUACCCAUGGCAACAACUGAAGGAUGCCUAGUAGCUAGUACCAACAGAGGAUGUAGAGCUUUGAAAAUAGGUGGUGUUACAUCAAGGAUUGUUGGAGAUGGAAUGACUAGAGGGCCUGUGGUUAGAUUCCCAUCUUUAGCUAAAGCAAGUGCUGCUAUGAAAUGGAUAGAAAAUCCAGAAAAUUUUGCAUUAAUGAAGGAACAAUUCGAUUCUAGUAGUAGAUUCGCAAGAUUGACUAAAAUCAUGAUAAGAAUAGCAGGAAGAUACCUUUUUAUCCGUUUUGUUGCCAAAACAGGGGAUGCUAUGGGUAUGAAUAUGCUUUCAAAAGGAACAGAAAUUUCAUUGAAGUUUGUACAGAACGAGUUUCCUGAUAUGGAGAUAUUAAGUCUUAGUGGAAACUUUUGUACUGAUAAGAAAUCAGCUGCUGUUAAUUGGAUUGAAGGUCGUGGUAAAUCUGUUGUAUGUGAAGCUAUCGUGCCAGCAAAAAUAGUAAGCACAGUAUUAAAAACAACAGUAAGCGCCCUAGUAGAUGUCAAUUAUUCCAAAAAUAUGAUUGGGUCCGCUAUAGCAGGAAGUAUAGGAGGAUUCAAUGCCCAUGCAGCUAACAUAGUCACUGCAGUAUUUAUAGCAACAGGUCAAGAUCCAGCCCAGAAUGUGAGUAGCAGUAACUGUAUGACACUAAUGGAGCCCUGCGGAUCAAAUGGGGAAGAUCUCUAUAUGUCAUGCACGAUGCCAUCUUUGGAAAUAGGUACAGUCGGUGGAGGUACUGUGCUUCCCCCUCAGGCAGCUUGUUUGAACAUGUUAGGUGUUAAAGGAGCACAUCCUGAAAAUCCAGGUGCAAAUGCUGAUCAAUUGGCUAGGAUAGUAUGCGGUUUGGUCCUAGCAGGAGAACUUUCACUGAUGGCUGCUCUAGCAGCUGGACAUCUUGUUCGAAGCCAUCUUAGACACAAUAGAUCCACUACGCUAUUACCAGAAAACGCGAACAUACAAUCUAUGAACGUUAUUAAGAGAGAAUUCCUUGCACCGCCCUGUAAAGAUACUUUUUAAAUAUAGUGUAAAGUGAAUUAGUGUUAAAAACCAUGAUGGAGUAUCUAGUCUUUGGUUAAAAUAGACACUGGUGUAAGAACGGGGGUUACUUUGAAGUGAUCUUUCUUGCACAAAGCGUCAAAAUAGAAGAUAAGUUGUUAUAUUUUGCAAUCUUCAUCUAUAACUGAACGAAUAUAUUCCUAACUAUUAUAGUGUCUAAAUAUCGCUUACAUUGACAUAUCCAUAUCAGGGGAUUAUAACAAUUAAAAUUGUCAAUAACUUUUGGCGGAAGUUCAAAAGACAGUAAAGCGCAUGGCAUAUGAAUGUAUUGACAUAUUAGUAAAAAAAUAAGUUGCUUUAGAUGUGAUUACAGUUUAAAGCCUUGGUUCUUUGGAUACUCAUCGUGAUGAGCGGUCAGUUCGUCGACCACAAUAAAAUUAUGUCAUCUGAUCAUACAUAAAAAAUUAUUCAAUACGUCUCUGUCUUAAAAAUAAGUAUCUAUAAAUGGAGUAUUGUUAAUAUUAUGGAAAAAGAAAAGUCUGAUACUCAUACAACCAGUUUGGGAAUGUGAAGUGGUAAAGAAUCUGUAAUCAUCAGACUAUGACAACCUGUUUAUGAUAGAACUCUUAACCCUUAAUUUGGCAGUGUAACUUACAAGAUACAUGACUUUCCCUGAUUUUUUGUUUAAAUUUAUCACCUUUAUUUUAGUUCCAUUAUCUACCUCAUCGUCUCUUUAGGCCUUGUAAAGUAACCUCAAUCAGUUUCCAACACACACUUGAAGUGAAAGUUUGUUUAUUUUGCAAAUUGGAACAGUGAAAUCAGCAUCAUCCAAAGAAAUGGCAUCGACCUCCGGUUGGAUAAGUUUUCAGUCAAUAUACUAUUAUUUAUCAUCUGAAUUCAGCUUUUUCAAAUUCAAACAAUGGAGUAUAAUACUUCAAGAGCUGGCUAUAUUCUUUCAUUAUGUAUGAUAGAUGUAUACGUUGAAGAACGUUCUGAUACAGAGGAUGCAUCACAAGCUCCAGAAGUGUCAAAGGAUGAGACAAUGAUGGACCUCUCUAUUGCUGUUUUCAUUACUUCGGCCGCCAACCUUAAACCAGCUUAUUUGGCAAUGUAUCCUACAAGAUACAUAUUGCUCCUCAUCCAAAAAUGAACCCAAGUUUUUCAAACUUCAAAAUUGGCUUAUUUAGACCUUAAAGAACAAUUUAAUAAAAAAUUUUUUUUAAUCAAUAAAUUCGUUACCAAAUUAAGGGUUAAACUCGUCUGGUACAAUUGCUCCAUGCUAUUAAAUGGUCUUUUUCAAUAUUAAUAGUUUCUGCAAAUUAUAAAACAUAGGUAACAGCUUCUUCUGGGCCUCUACCGUCUUUUCCUUCAGUCAAAAUCGUUUACCAAAAGCAUCACCCUUACUUUUACCAUUACUAUUUAUAGCUAAAGCUUAGAUUAUAGGAUAUACCGACAGACUGUUUUGAUAGCCAAUUUAUAAUAGCGUACUGUCAUGUGACUAAUUUUAUGCCUCUUAAACUUUUAGUCAUUUAAUUUCUUUAAAUCACAAAGGAAGUUAACCUCUUCUUAUAGAGUUAAUGAAAGUUGUCUGCUAAAUCUUGUCUGGAACUUAUGCUUAUGGCGACAUCUGUGAACCAGAGUCUGUACUAACGUAAAUUGAAUUAAUUACAACCUUGAUGCAUAUCAUGCACUAAUCGCUUCAAGUAUGUAAAUAAGACUAUUUUUUGCAUUCUUAUUAUUGCUGCAAGAGGAAAUAGCAAAUACAACGGUCAAAGUUUCCAAUAUGCCAGUUUUUAUAUCACCGUGCAAAAGGUGUGGAGAAGCCUUUUUGGAAAACAAGUUUAGGAAUUGUUUUUAGAAAGAACAAUGUUGUCAAAUCGUGAAUUUGUUUUAAAAAUAUGUGUAUCCAUAAAUUGUCUCUCUCAGUUUCCAUUUAAAUACUCUAGUUGGAUAAAAUCUUCAAAUAGCGAUGGUUUACAUCGACGGACUGUCCGCUCACUAAAUGUAAUGUUCAAAGCCACAAAGGCAUCAGAAGUAAAAAAUGGGCAGUAUUAUAUCGAUACUACCUUAUUGUCAAAUUUCCAGAGAAUAUGUGAGAAAAUAAACAUUUAAACAAAAUCAAUUCAGCCAAUGAUAAAACCGAUUCAUAAUUUUUUUACUCCAUUUACUGCGAAUGUAUAUUGAAGAUUUACGUAAAUGUUUUCUUAUAUUUUCUCCAACACAAGUUGAAAGAAUCUGUGAUGGUCGAUUAUUUUUCUUAGUAUUUUUAUAACGGAAUAAACUGCUUCUUUGUACAAGGAAACUUCUGUAAAUGGUCUUUAUUUUAAUUAUUUAAUUUAUGUAAAUAUACUUUUUUUAUUAU
Molecule: messenger RNA, 5245 nt
Organism: Diorhabda carinulata
Lineage: Eukaryota; Metazoa; Arthropoda; Insecta; Coleoptera; Chrysomelidae
Gene: Hmgcr
Product: 3-hydroxy-3-methylglutaryl-coenzyme A reductase
Exons: 13
Coding region: 436-2904 (822 amino acids)
Biological process (GO): coenzyme A metabolic process; isoprenoid biosynthetic process; sterol biosynthetic process
Cellular component (GO): endoplasmic reticulum membrane; peroxisomal membrane
Molecular function (GO): NADP binding; protein binding; hydroxymethylglutaryl-CoA reductase (NADPH) activity
Source: RefSeq, a predicted model, not a curated record